AUGUCUCAGCUAAUCACUCUAGCCACGUGCUCUCUCAACCAGUGGGCGCUUGACUAUACCGGCAAUUUAGAAAGAAUUCGCCAGAGUAUCCUGAAAGCUAAAGAGGCUGGAGCUACGCUACGAACAGGCCCUGAGCUGGAAAUCACUGGCUAUGGCUGUCUCGAUCACUUCCUCGAGGCUGAUGUCUAUGACCAUUCCAUGGACAUGCUAUCCAAAAUUCUAACGGAUACUUCCCUCCAUGGCAUUCUUAUUGAUGUUGGUCUACCAGUUAUGCAUAGAGGUUGCAGAUAUAAUUGUCGUGCGAUUAUCCUUGAUGGCAAGCUGCUAUGUCUUCGUCCCAAGAUAUUCCUGGCCAACGAUGGAAACUUUAGAGAAAACCGCUUCUUCACUCCCUGGAAUCGCCCUAGAUAUGUUGAGAAGUAUAACCUUCCACCACAAAUCCAAGAACACCAGGGAGUUCGACAGGUGCCUUUCGGUGAUAUUAUCUUGUCUCUUAAUGAUACGACGGUUGCUGCCGAGACCUGCGAAGAACUUUUCACUCCUCAGGCGCCACACAUCAACAUGGCUUUGAACGGCGUCGAAAUCUUCACAAACAGCUCAGGAUCGCACCACAGCUUGCGGAAGCUCAAUGAGCGAAUUGCCUUGAUCCAAGAGGCCACCCGAAAGAAUGGCGGCAUCUAUCUCUACGCAAACCAAUCAGGCUGUGACGGCGAUCGUCUACUCUAUGAUGGCUGCUCGAUGAUAAUGGUCAACGGCGAAAUCGUCGCCCAGGGCUCACAGUUUAGCUUGGACGAUGUUGAGGUGGUGACUGCAACAGUCGAUCUCGAGGAAGUGCGAUCAUAUCGCUUUGCUCCGUCUCGUGGUUUCCAAGCCACGCAAGCGCCAGUGUAUGAGAGAAUCGAAGUCGACUUUCGACUCUCACAUGAUACCCUCCGAAUCCUUGAAGUCCCAACGCCAACUAGACCAGCGAGAUAUCACCUUCCAGAGGAAGAAAUUGCUCUCGGUCCAGCGUGCUGGCUGUGGGAUUACUUGCGACGAAGUAAACUGGCGGGCUAUCUGGUCCCCCUAUCCGGAGGUAUUGACUCAUGUGCCACGGCUACCAUUGUCUAUAGCAUGUGCCGGCUGGUCGUCCAGGCCGUGAAAGCCGGUAACCCGGAAGUAAUUGCCGAUGUCAAAAGACUCGCUGCCUUCUCCGACAAAUUGCCCGAAACCCCCGAGGAGUUUUGCAACCAAAUCUUCCAUACCGUCUACAUGGGCAUGGCUAACCAAAGCAGCAAGGAGACUCGCCAGCGUGCCAAGGAUCUUGCCGACCGUAUCGGCAGCUACCACACGGAUAUGAACAUUGAUGAUACCUAUCACGCCACUAAGAACUUGCUUACGCAGGGCACUGGAUUUGAGCCCAAGUUCAAGGUUCACGGAGGAUCGGCCACCGAAAACUUGGCUUUGCAAAACAUCCAGAGCCGCUCCCGCAUGGUCAUCGCGUACUACUAUGCACAGAUGCUUCCGAUGGUUCGGCAACGGCCAGGUGGAGGCGGUCUCCUGGUCCUUGGAUCAAGCAAUGUUGAUGAAUGCCUUCGAGGAUAUCUCACCAAGUACGACUGUAGCUCCGCUGAUCUCAAUCCCAUUGGAUCAAUCAGCAAGACCGAUCUCAAACGGUUCAUUGCCUGGGCAAGCAAGGAUUUCGAUAUGCCCAUUUUGGAGGAAUUUAUUCACGCUAUCCCUACGGCCGAACUUGAACCCAUCACUGAAAACUACGUUCAGAGCGAUGAAGCCGACAUGGGCAUGACAUACGAUGAGUUGUCCCGCUUUGGCUCACUGCGCAAGGAGCACAAAUUAGGACCGUAUGGAAUGUUCCUGAGGCUGCUCAACGAGUGGGGCGGCCAAGGAAAGCUGAGCCCGCGCCAGAUCGCCGACAAAGUGCAGCGUUUCUUUUUCUAUCACCAGAUCAAUCGCCACAAGUCAACCGUCUCGACACCUGCAUAUCACGCUCUGGCCUACUCUCAGGAUGAUCACCGAUUUGAUCUCCGUCCUUUCCUUUACCCCCCUGCGUUUGAGAGCUGGUCGUUCAAGAAGAUUGAUGAGAGGGUAGCGGCCUUGGAAAAGGCUCUAGAACGGAAACAGACUAAAGCAUAGAAAGAAUUUCAUCAAAAGGAAUAGACAGAUACACGG
Messenger RNA from Trichoderma virens Gv29-8, 2169 nucleotides. RefSeq lists its product as uncharacterized. Gene Ontology annotation, cellular component: cytoplasm. Gene Ontology annotation, molecular function: glutaminase activity; NAD+ synthase (glutamine-hydrolyzing) activity; ATP binding. The transcript has 15 exons. The coding region runs from base 1 to 2133 and encodes 710 amino acids. The record is from RefSeq and is a predicted model, not a curated record. Lineage: Eukaryota; Fungi; Ascomycota; Sordariomycetes; Hypocreales; Hypocreaceae. Gene Ontology annotation, biological process: NAD+ biosynthetic process.